Molecule: messenger RNA, 3800 nt
Organism: Pectinophora gossypiella (pink bollworm)
Lineage: Eukaryota; Metazoa; Arthropoda; Insecta; Lepidoptera; Gelechiidae
Product: proteoglycan 4
Exons: 14
Coding region: 203-1843 (546 amino acids)
Source: RefSeq, a predicted model, not a curated record
CAUUCCGCGCGCGAACGUAUUUGAAUCAACUGCGCUAAACGAUCGACGAAAACCGAAUUAUUAAUCGUAAAUAUUUAUUAAAAACUAUUUAAAGGUGCGAAUAAUGAAAUAAACAAUUUCAGUGCUAAUACAGUGUCCAGUGUGAAGUGUGUUUUAUUAAAGUUUAUCAGUUUAGGAUCGUUUUGAAUAGGUACCGUGAAUCAUGGCCACCAAGUCGUAUAGCAAACACAAGGAGUUUAAGGAGUACUCAUCCAGUGGUACCGUGCCGUACACUGAUGAACAAUUUGACAUGCUGAAGUCGGAGCUGAUCCCUAAAGGUAGCAAGCUGGGUGAGGUGGCGCGCAACGGUACAGGGGCGAGGGAGUACCACUAUGAGUACAAGGAGGAGAAGCAUCCGUCUGGGAAGUAUGACAGGAAAGACCUGCAUACUGUUGAGGAGUACACGAUCCCCCCGAAGACGGCCCCGAAAUCAUCUGAAAGCAGCUCGUAUUACUACGAGAGAGAGGAUCGAGAGCUGCCCUCCUUCACCAACACCGGCACCCGCACGUACAACUACGAGACCACCACCAGCUCCACGCCUGGGUACUCCAAGAUAAAGAGCUCGAAGGUGACCAAGGAUUUGUCUCACAACGUGGAGGAGCUGGACUCACUGCUCGACGACUUGCAGAAGGACCAAGAACGACAGCUGUAUAAGAGUGGAUACACUUCAGACACCGCUGAGAGCUCCUCAUUCGAUUACAAGAGAAUCACUCCAGUGAAGGCGCCGUCCAGUGGUUACUCCACCCUGAAGCGGGAGGAGCGCCUGGAGUCGUCCUCGUGGGGCUCCAGCCCGCCGCCCGCUGUCACGCGCGCCGCCGAGCUCAGGCAGGAGAUGUACCGGGAAGAGAAGACGGAGUCCCGCGUGGUACCGUCCCAGAUCUCCCCCGCGCUGCCCCUCGCCGUGCCCCCUGCUGUAUGCUCUCAUUGUCACCAGACCAGCUCCUCCACUCUGUCCCGGUCAAGCACUCCAAUGAACAAAGUGACCACCACGGUCAAGACCUACACUUACGAGGUGCCGGCGGACCAGGACCCGGCCUCCGUCCCGCUGCCGGCGCACGCCGACCACCACCACACAUACGUCAGCUCCUCAGAGAAUGCAAGGAUCACGUCCAACACGACGAAGGUGCCGCCGUCUCCGGCGCUGGGCUGCCAGUACUGCUCACACUGCAACACGCGCGUGCGCGAGUACAAACACGUCACAACAACUGAUGAGCACACGAACGAACGCAUGGUGUACCCAAGCCCCGCCAACGAGGUCAAGCUGGUCCCUGUCAACGCUGAGCCGCACAAUGGACACUCGCCCUAUGGGCCAACAUCCUACAAGUACUCAGAGACGACAUACUCUGCCCACAACACGACGGAGCGCUACCCCCCCUCCCCCGCGCCGUUCCCGCGCCCCACCACCCCCUCGCCCGGCAACCAGCAGACGCCCAAGAAGCUGGACGACUUGCUCGCCGACUUCCCUGAAGCGCGCUUCCCGACCCAACCAGACGGCGUGGUACAGCGUAAGGUGCAUGUGACCCACGAGCGGUCCACCCAGGACACGGCCGUGAAGCCGGCCCCGGUCGCCGGCAGCAAGAACGUCGCCGGCCCGGCCGUCUACUACCCGCCUGGACACGUGCCCUUCGCUAAGAGCGAGGGGUACUCCGCUAGCGCGAUGCAAGGCGGUGGCGCGUACGCCUCCGGCCGAGGUAUGUACGAGUACGAAUCAGGAUCAAAGAGCAAGGAAAAGCAUUCGGAGAAGAAGACAGCCGUCCCCAUCUGCUUGCCGCUCUGCUGCGCCAUGCCUUGCGUCAUCAUGUAAUUGACUUUGAAUGACCAUGAAGAUAUAACCUUGAAAGAUCAGGGAAAUAAAUUAAGUUUUUUAGUCUGGAAAAUGGCAGCAACAAUGGUACAAAAUUUGGGAAAUGAAAAUGCUAAAAUGUUUCAGUUACUUAUUUUAAAAUUUCUGUCUAAUAAAAUUAAAUAAUAGUGGAAAACUUGCCGAAAAUUCAAUGUUAUUUAUUAGUGCAGUUUUUCGUUUUAUGAUAUCUUAAACAGAAUUUUAAAAUUAGAAGUUAUACUCGCUCAAAAACCGUUUGCUAGUGGCGCCAUUAGUAAUACAAUAUUUGUCCGCUAGGCGUAUUUUAUACGUGAUUUUGGCGCCACUUGCAAUAAUGAUUUCAUUACGGUUUUAUGUUUUAUGUAAUUUAUUACCAUAGUGCCAUUUAAAAGUUGUAAAUGUUAAUUUUAAGACUAAUUAUCUAUGAGUCUCAUUACUUUUUCAUAGAAUUAAGUAUGUGAGAGCUUGCAAGUUCUAUCGGCUAACUUCUAACUUGCGAGUAACAUUAUCUAACAGAGAAUCUCGAAUAUAAUAUUCAUAUUCAGGGGGCUGAAAAGGCCAAAUUGAAGUAAUUAAUCUACAUUUAAAAAAAAACCUAUUUGACGUAUUUGUUAUCACGAAGUGUGGAUACUAAGUUCAUCUUGCAAUGGAUGUACAGUCAUGAUUGAGCAAUAUUAUGUACCCACUUUAGAACCCUGUCGCACUAUCAUAUUUGACUUUUAAUUAGACUUACGGUGUAAUUUCUCAAAAAACUUAAUGUGACACGGUUUCAAAGGGUAUACAUAUUAGUACUCGUGACCGUGAGGAGGUGAGGAGCUCGGUGGCGCAGCGGUAAACGCUUAUGUUGUUGACAUUGCGCACUUUUACUUGCGCAAGUCAAAUUGCAAUAUUUUUUUUAUGAAUUACUUCAAUAUGGCCUUUUUAGACCCUCAGUACUUGAUUUGGAAUAUUUUGUACGUAGGUUUCAUUGUACGUUAUCAGUUCUUUAAUCUUGUAUAUUCAUUUUAUGAAGACUUCAAGAUGUGAUUUACUGAACUGGUGGAAAUUUUACUUAUUUAGGUGUACUCGCCAGAAGCUUAAGAAGGAUCCCUAUUCUUCGUCUUCUUCAGGUGCCAUCUCCAUCCCGGAGGUCGGCGGCCAUUUGUCCUUGAGAGCCUUCAGCGCUCCCCAUUUGUCCGGCCAAGUAGUUAAUGCCAUCUGCGGCAAAUAUACAAUAAGUCACGUCAAAAAAAACGAUCAUUUGUCCAUAAUAUGUCGUUCUGUUUUCAGUCAUGCCAACCCUAACCAAUUGGAACCCGUAUUUUAAAAUACGAAGGAUUAUUUUUUAAAAAUAUAUAAAUAUUUUCUAUACAACUUCUUCUGUCAUGUGGGUCGCGAUUGUGGGAUCAAUGACCACCCUCAUCAAGGUAUCAUAGUUCAUAUUGAGCUGCUAGACUCAUGUAGUAGCUGGAACCGAAUGCUUUACGUGGCUUCCGAAGCACGGAUCAUUUUACUUUCGCCACCUUUCGGACAAUUCGAUGAUCAACCAGCAAUGACCUAACCAUAAGGAUCACAAAGUGAUUUUUGUGAUAUAUCCACGCCAGGAUUCGAAUCCUGGACCUACUAAAAGGCAAAAAAGCUUCUUAAUGUUCUUGCCAUAUUCGAAUUAAACAUGAAAACCACGGUAUUUAGUAUUCUUAGUCAAGUUCUUAAACUAAAUUAUAUUGAUGAAGGUUAAUGAAUUGUCAUUCGAUUAUUUUUGUUCUAAAUUAUAGUCAAAAGUUUGAGAGGGACUAAAAUAAUAAUUAUUAAAGAAUCAAUACAUUCAAACUAACAUUGUGCCAUUAAUGACGUAGUUAUAAGUGAAUAUAUGUGCCUUCGUGACAGACAGACAAUGCAAUUGUGUAUAAAUGAAUUGUAAUUUUAUUAUUAUAUUUAAUAAAUUUUAUUAACGGAAUAA